CGUCACUGCACGCAAUAUAUAAGCCGUGUAGCUAUACAGUUAGUAUACUGAACAAGCUGGUUGACGAUAAUGGCCCUCACUGCAGCAUUUCUCGUUUUAUGUGUGUUCCAUACAGCAUUAGGUCAGCUCAAAUGGGUCGAGCUCAAGCCGAGCUCAGGGCCAAAACCGGCUGCUCGUCGCGACUCAUCUAUCGGGUACGACUCCAAACGAAACCAAAUUGUCAUCUUUGGCGGUAGGUCUGGGAGUACAAGAUUCGAUGAUACAUGGAUCUUUGACUUAAACUCGACAAUGUGGACAAAAGUAAACGAAACUCUGGACCAAAGCAACAAAGUCAUCCCUGAAAAGCGAUUCAGUAUGGUGUUCGGCAACAAGGGAAAUUAUUUCUACGUCUCGACUGGCGAGGGGCCUGYCGGUACUUCCACCUACUACAACGACGUCAACCGCUUCGACUUCACCACUCAAAARUGGAAAAAGCUCGCAGCGAAGUCUUCAGUAGAGCCUGAGAAAAGGUAUGGAAGCGGCGGAGGAGUUUGGCCAGCGACGGGAGAUGGGUUAUAUGUAACGCACGGUUUUUCAGGCGUACGUUACUCAAACACCUUCAAGUUCAAGUUUGAUACGCAGGUUUGGGAGAAGAAGUUCAAUGGAGUAACCAAAUUCGAUUCAAGGUUUCCUUUUUCAAGAUGCCUUCAUGCAACUACUAUGUUUGACAAAGAUGAGUUCGUCCUGUAUGGCGGAUGCGUCCAGGGGMCUGGUGUCAAUAUUUGUCCCGCUAACGAUGGAUGGAAGUACAACGGUAAAACCAAUGUGUGGACAAAACUAGCCGACUGUGCAUCUAAGCGUACUUAUACAGCAAUGGCCAUGCUCCCAUCCAACGACCCUAAGGUUAAAAGAGCAGUGCUGUAUGGUGGGGAUAGGGAGGACCCAGUAUCCCCUAACUACGAGAUUGUUGUUUUCGACCCUGUCACAAACAAAUGGAUGAAAAAGAAAAUAGAGGGAGAUGUACCAGCAAAGCGAAUGAGUCAAGUGAUGGUCACCACGCCCCAAGGAAUCGURGUUUUUGGUGGGCAAAGCACAAGUGGUACACAGCUUAACGACGUUUGGUUGUUGAAAGGAAACGUUUCGGACGUCGACAAGACAGCUUCGUUACCUGGAUGCGAUGCUGUUGUCGCGACUUCAACAUCUGCACCACCAACAACGUCAAAUGCAGAGAAAUCGACCAUUGGGUCAACACCAAAAGCGACACCAAGUCUUAGUAUCUCCAGCAUUAAGGUCACACCUUCAACAACACCAAAUACAGAGAGCUCAACCAUUGGUUCAACGUCAAAAGUGACACCAAGUCCAAGUAUCGCCAGCAUUAAGGUCACACCUUCAACAACACCAAAUACAGAGAGCUCAACCAUUGGUUCAACGUCAAAAGUGACACCAAGUCCAAGUAUCGCCAGCAUUAAGGUCACACCUUCAACAACACCAAACCCAAACACCUCCAGCAUUGGGGCAACGCCCAAAGCACCUGGUACCUCCAGUAGCUCGCAAUAUUCACUAAGCUCGAACAAUUACAGAUUUGGUGGUGURCUAAACGAUCUCUGGCUGUUGAAAGGCGACGCUACGGACGUGCAGAAGACAACUACCCUUCCUGGCUGCAGUGAUGGAAUGAAUUCAUCUUCAAUGACAUCUCCAACAGUUUAUGCUAUUUUGUUUUCUCUGUUCGUUGUAAUUUGGAGCGUUUUUGAAAGAUAUUUCACMAUGGCCWUAACCGCGGCGUUUUUAGUCCUUCUCGUAGCUCAUACAACUCUAGGCCAGCUAAAAUGGGUCGAACUAAAGCCAAGCACAGCUACAGCACCGUCAGGUCGCCGUGACGCUGGAAUAGGCUACGACGCGAGCAAGAAUCAAAUCGUUAUCUUCGGCGGCCGUGGCGGCUCCGGUUUUCUCGACGAUACAUGGACAUUUGACUUGACCUCGAAAACUUGGCAAAAAGUGAACGAAACAAAGGAUAAAAAUGGAAACGUUAUACCUGAAAAUCGCUUUAGUAUGGUAUACGGUAGCAAAGGGAACUACUUCUACGUGUCUACCGGAGAAGGAAAGAUUGGAGGUACUAUAAAGUUCUACGACGACAUCAAUAGGUUUGACUUCACUACACAAAAGUGGGAAAAACUCGAACCGAAGACUUCAUUGAGACCUGAAAAGAGAUAUGGAGGCGGAGGAGGAAUYCACCAGUCGGGAAAUGGACUUUAUGUUACGCACGGCUUCGCUGGCGAGCGAUUUUCAAACACUUUGAAAUUUGUUUUCGAGACGCAAAAAUGGGAGAUCAAAUUCGAUGGAACGAAUAGCUACAAUCCGAGUGCUCCUCAUGCUCGCUGCCUCCAUUCUGCUGUCAUGACAGAUGUUGAUGAGCUAGUAAUGUAUGGCGGCUGUCUUGGGGGGGGUGCCACAGGAGGUCCUUGYCCAUCSGAGGAUUCUUGGAAAUACAACGGAGACACGAAUACAUGGACCCAACUAGACCAGUGCGCUUCUCCACGAGUSUAUUCRGCRAUGGCGAUGCUACCUUCAAAUGAUCCCAAGACUAGAAGAGCAGUUCUUUAUGGAGGCAAUGAGAAGAGUAAGUCAGUCUUAACGGUAUCAGAAGCUGACAAGAAUGAGAUCGUAAUACUUGACCCAUCUACAAACAAAUGGACGCGAAAGAAAAUYGAGGGAGAUGUACCAUUGAAAAGGGUCGGYCCUGUGAUGGUCACCACGCCUGAAGGAAUCAUAGUGUUUGGUGGAAGUGCAGGCGGGAAAGAUGUGAACGAAGUCUGGUUGUUGAAAGGAAAUGUUUCCGAUGUUGCCAAGACGACCUCUUUGUCUGGCUGUAGUGGCGGUCUUUUUACCCUCGCAAUGCUUCAUGGUCUAUUUAUGUUCAUUGGUUGGGGUGUAUUAUUACAGYUAGGAGCCUUYGUAGCUCGUUAUUUCCGUCAUAAGGAUCCAUGGUGGUUUAAGAUGCACAGAGGCCUACAGGUUUCUGGUUUGUUGUUCGCAAUUGCUGGCUUUGUCUGUGCUGUCAUGUCAGUACCGUUUGAUCAUUUUAAGUUUGCACAUGGUGCCAUUGGUUUGGACAUCAUGAUUGUCGGCGUAAUGCAACCGCUGAAUGGUUUCUUUCGUCCUCACAAGUCGCCCGAUGGCUCACGAACUUUAAAGCGAAUUAUCUGGGAAUGGUACCACAARCUUGCAGGCCGUUUUGCUCUGAUACUAGCCCUUAUUAAUAUCUGCCUUGGUCUCUUCCUGGACGUGGUACCAGUAGGAGCCUGGGCCGUCUGGUAUGCGUACUUAUGUGUUCUUUGUUUACUCUAUGUUGUCAUGGAGAUAAGACUCAGACGUAAAAACAGCGCCAGGACAGGAAAUGCUGAUAUACUGGCGAUGGAGAAAAAGUAGAAGCCUCACUAGUUAGUUUUACAGAAACUAGAUGUAAAUCAUAAAGAGAAUAAUAAUCUUAAGAACCGUCUGCCAGCGAGGCUACAGUGAUAAUUAAUUCAAAAUAUUCUAAUUUGCUCUAAGUUUGUUCACAAGUGACGUUAAGUUAGCUUUUAUUUUAGUGUCGGUAAGAACUAUGUUAUGCUUGGAAAGUGCUUUUAAGUACGACAUUUGUACGGCAUUUUGAAUGCUGAGAUUCGAGCUUAAUAGCAAUAAAAACUCACUAAUAUAAAUUUUGAUGCACGAAAUUAUCAGAGAAAGUAAAUUUGCUACUGGAAAUUCCAUAAUUUCUUCAUGAUUCAAGAUGGCRGCCAUAUUAGUAGUAGUACGUCUAAUGCCUUCGAUUCAUAAAACAUAAUGUCGGAUGUAAAUAGAUGCUGUUCCUGGUUUGAACUGCAGUUUCGACUCUAAUAUGUAAUAAACAGUACAAAUAUGAUCUGAUAUCACGGUUAAUUAUCGUAAUAUGAAUGCAUUUAUUUGAAAAUAUACAUACAUUACAUUCUAGCGAGGUGUGCACGAUCAAAUACAUAUACAAUAUCAUCAUAAUCAAAUGUAAUAAAACCAAUAAAUAAAAUAAUAAAUAAUAGUUUAUACUACA
This is a messenger RNA of Exaiptasia diaphana, 4042 nucleotides long. RefSeq lists its product as uncharacterized. Gene Ontology annotation, molecular function: protein binding. Bases 70 to 3405 code for a protein of 1111 amino acids. NCBI's taxonomy places the organism in Eukaryota, Metazoa, Cnidaria, Anthozoa, Actiniaria, Aiptasiidae. The record is from RefSeq and is a predicted model, not a curated record. The transcript is spliced from 13 exons.